ACGUUGGUCCAGUAUAUAUAACAGGUGACCCUGAAGUGGCAAAACGAACAGUGAACUCUCUCCGAGCAAAUGGUGGAGGUGAUUGCCCAGAAUUGGGCAUGACUGGUCUUUAUUUAGCUAUUCUUAACAGUCUACCUAAUUCUGAUGUGUAUUAUUUCACUGACGCGGGAGCCAAAGAUAUCCAUCUAAUAUUCUCUGUGAUAUCAGUCGCAUUGCAAAAAGAAUGUAGAAUUUAUCUUUUUAUCAGUGGUCAAUGCACUUUAACAGAGCGAGAAGUGUAUGACACACUAGCCAGCGCAACUGGAGGACAACGCAUAGAGUAUUCAAAGUCUGACAUUAACGAAGCUAUCAAGCUUCUUCGUCCCGCAAAUGUUUCUGAAGGAAAUUCGUCAUUGUUACGAGACGUCACACUGCUCUCUGUCGAAGUCAAUACUAAUCACUUAACGAUGAAAUCCUACAGUGUUCAAUGUGAUUCUACCUUUGCUUCUAUUACAGCUGUAUUAAGUGAUGGAGGAAAUGCUGAUAUUAAAGUUUUCCCACCUCAAG
This is a messenger RNA of Paramuricea clavata, 546 nucleotides long. NCBI's taxonomy places the organism in Eukaryota, Metazoa, Cnidaria, Anthozoa, Malacalcyonacea, Plexauridae. The record is from the annotation of a GenBank genome assembly.